UCAUGCCGCAGCGCCGCCUCUACGGACUACCGCAUGAUUUAGAGAACUAUCGUUGCUUUGGGCAUGAUGCAGUGUACUAAACCUAACACACGAUGUUUUGCAGUUCUGUGAGUUAGGCGUGUUGACAUGGACGAAGAAUCCGCAUUCGGGAGGGACGAGAAUGAUACUGAUAAGGUGACUAAGACCGAUAAUGAAAAUUUGAACGAAGAUGAUGAGAGCAGCGACAAUGAUUCCGUCUCGUCAUAUGAUAUCUUACCUCCGGAUGAUUUUCAUAAUAAUGAACAUGGCGCAAAUAGUGAAAACGUAAGUGGCGUAUAUUUUCAUUUUAUUUUUGAAUUUGUAAAGUAUGGCAUGGCUAACUAUAUAUCCUUGCGUACAAAUUUGCAUGAAGAUGUGGAUGUUGACAAUGUGCAACAUAGUUGGCAGGAAUCAUUUGCAGAUAACUUGAGCCAGGAGGAGUCAGAUGGUCCUAGCGUUGAUCACGAUGAGGGAGAGAUCGAUAUUGAGGAGGCUCAAAGGCAGCAGAAGAUGCUUGAGACACACUGGAAGGUCAUGGCUAUGACCUUUCGGUCGCAAGGGGAUGCAUACAUAUUCUACAACAAUCACGCCAGAGAGCACGGGUUUAGCAUCAGGAAACAGAAGGUGAAACGAGGUGCUUCGGGAAUGAUACGGUACCGGCGGUUUCUUUGCUCCAGGGCAGGGAGAAGGCAGAGCAAGUUCAUAACCAUGGAGGGCCGCAAGCGCAGGCUUCGACCGGAGACUCGUUGCAACUGCGGUGCACAUAUGGUGGUGAAGCUGGACAGAGAACGUGGCGUUUGGUUCGUCGCAUCAUUCGUGGAUGAUCACAACCACACGAUGGCUCGGCCCGACGAGGUUUUUUUUUGUGGUCACACAGACGGAUUGGAGAUGGCCAGAGGGCCGAGAUAUUGGCGAUGGAAGCGGCCGGGAUAAGAAAGCAUAUUAUAAUGGACAACUUCAUCAGCAGAUACGGUUCGUACGAUAAGUGCGGGCUUAUCAGGAGGGACAUUUACAAUCUUUGUUGCAGAGAAAAAAUGAAGCUCAUUGCGAAGGGUGAUGCAGAGACGGCAGUUGGCAUUAUGAGGAGCAGGAAGGAGAAGGACCCUGAGUUUUUUUUGAGUAUGUGCGUGACAAGGAAGGGCGACUGAAGAGUAUGUUCUGGUGCGAUGCACAGUCGCGGAGGGACUAUCAGGAUUACGGAGAUGUGGUCGUGUUUGAUAGCACGUAUAAGAUGAACAGAUACGGUAUGCCGUUCAUCCCCUUUGUCGGAGUUAACAACCACCGUUGCACCACAGUGUUUGGUUGUGCCAUCAUUGCUGACGAGACGGAAGGGACAUACGUGUGGCUGCUGCAGACAUUUAUGAAGGCAAACUGUC
Molecule: messenger RNA, 1394 nt
Organism: Triticum aestivum (bread wheat)
Lineage: Eukaryota; Viridiplantae; Streptophyta; Magnoliopsida; Poales; Poaceae
Product: protein FAR1-RELATED SEQUENCE 11-like
Exons: 2
Coding region: 127-951 (274 amino acids)
Source: RefSeq, a predicted model, not a curated record